Molecule: messenger RNA, 2168 nt
Organism: Megalops cyprinoides (Indo-Pacific tarpon)
Lineage: Eukaryota; Metazoa; Chordata; Actinopteri; Elopiformes; Megalopidae
Gene: rnd1b
Product: Rho family GTPase 1b
Exons: 5
Coding region: 104-802 (232 amino acids)
Biological process (GO): small GTPase-mediated signal transduction
Molecular function (GO): GTPase activity; GTP binding
Source: RefSeq, a predicted model, not a curated record
GAGGUGGCAGUGAGAGCGCAAAACGUGGUGCUAAGUACCUGCGCUGACUGUUUUGAUCCUUUGUGUAUUUUUAUAGCACUGCCGUUUUCACAUAAAAAUCAUAAUGAAGGAGAGGAGAAAUACUCAACCACUGGUGGUGAGAUGCAAACUGGUGGUGGUUGGGGAUGUCCAAUGCGGAAAAACGGCGAUGCUGCAAGUAUUAGCCAAGGACUGUUACCCAGAGACGUAUGUACCAACAGUGUUUGAGAAUUACACUGCCUGUUUGGAGGUUGAGGAGCAGCGCGUGGAGCUGAGUCUUUGGGACACGUCAGGUUCCCCAUAUUACGACAACGUUAGGCCCCUUUGCUACAGUGACUCUGAUGCAGUUCUCCUGUGUUUCGAUGUGAGUCGUCCAGACACUGUCGACAGUGCACUGAAGAAGUGGAAGAAGGAAAUCCUGGACUUCUGUCCUAACACGCAUGUUCUUCUCGUCGGUUGCAAAACAGACCUGCGUACAGAUGUCUGCACUCUGCAGGAACUGUCCAAUCAGAAGCAGACGCCCAUAUCUCAGGAGCAGGGUGCUGCAAUGGCCACACAGUUGGGCACAGAGACCUACCUGGAAUGUUCGGCAUUCACUUCUGAGAAGAGUGUCCACAGUGUCUUCCGAACAGCUGCCCUGGCCUGUGUGAACAAGUUGCAGGCUCCACCCAAACCCAGCCCCACACGCCGCCACUCCAAGAGACUGCUGCACCUGCCCAACACAUCCGAGCUGCUCCUCUCCACCUUCAGGAAGGAAAAGACCAAGAGCUGCUCUGUAAUGUGAGCAGGUGAGGGGUGAUGCCCAUUCACAGUGACCCACCAACCAGCACCACUCUUUGUUGGGGGGAGUGGGAGGGGUUGGUUCAAUCAGCAUUAAAAGACACUUUAAAUCAUCCUCACAAUUCAAAGAUGACCCCCAUCUGCCCCAUCCCCCCAAAAAUUCACACAAGCAGGAGCCUGUCUGACAGUGCAUAUCAGUUUCCAUUUCCUCUGAAUCAUGUUUGCCAUCAUCACUCUGUCUUAACAGAACGGCUCUGUGCAUCCACAUUUUGUAAAAAACAAAUUGUGUUACUGGACUGUUAGGGCUGAACACAGAAUUAACAAAUCAUAAAAAAGGGAGAAAUCCAGCUGUGUGGAUUUCAGCAUUAUCACAUUCAUGGUUCUGAGGCUGAGCUAAUGAACAGUCUGUCCAUAGCCCAUUUAUGGUAAAAAGCUGGUCCCACAAGUAUGCACUUUAAGAAUAAAUUACUGCACAAGGUAAUGGCUUACCCUAUCCCUAUCCCUAACCCUAUAAAAAGUAAUGGCUUAAGUGGAUAUGCUGGGCUUUAGUGGGGGAUAUGCCUUGGUUCUAUGGUAGGAUAUUCUGGAUGACCCCAGUAUUGCAACACAUGCAGUGGAAGUGGUAAUGCCAAAAGUGAUUAUAGCUGAUGACCUGAGACUGACCCAAAAUGGCCUGUGGUCUUGGUGGCUCAUUUAUAAACCUUCAUCUCCCUCAGGAGGACUUUCCAAACAGGCAUAUCAGAAAAGUGGGGAUUUUCACAUAUAUGGCAUAAUACUUUGAAUCAUCCAUAAAGUUCAACAUGUAUAUACAUGUUAAAAAUUCCAUUGUUCUGUCAUCCUCAAAUUCACAUCUGAAAUUUUUUGCCAGAAUGUUAUUACAGUCGACUACAUACUCACAGGUCAGGGUUGAUUAAUUUUAUUUACAUUAGUUUACAGCUUUGCCUUUGAGUUUCCUUGUAUCUCCCUGCAUUUGCCUCUAGUCUGCUGCACUUGCAUUUGAAAAGCAGACAGAUUUCUCCAUGUGUAAAGCCUCAGCUUGACUCUCUCUUUAUGAUGAUGCAACAUACAGAAUUUGAUCCUGAAACCUCUACUUUUAACCAACAGGCAAUAAUUAUUUAAGUGCUCAUGAUGUAACAUUGUACUGAGUGGCAAUAAAGCACAAUUUUGAGCAACUGUAGGUUUUUGUUGUGUGGUGGAGAGGGCCUACUGAAGUUUUUUCCAUUGAGUUUAAUGAAUGCCUAGCGCAGUAUGCUUAUCACCUUGGCUGCAUCCAAAUACUCAGUAUGCACCAACUUCGGUUAAGAACGUACUACUGUUACUCUAGUACGUUCUAUGAGUAUGUGAGCGAGUAGUAAGGACACAAUUCGGAU